Messenger RNA from Necator americanus (New World hookworm), 1167 nucleotides. RefSeq lists its product as uncharacterized. Gene Ontology annotation, molecular function: RNA polymerase II transcription regulatory region sequence-specific DNA binding. Gene Ontology annotation, cellular component: cytoplasm; nucleus. The record is from RefSeq and is a predicted model, not a curated record. NCBI's taxonomy places the organism in Eukaryota, Metazoa, Nematoda, Chromadorea, Rhabditida, Ancylostomatidae. The coding region runs from base 1 to 1167 and encodes 388 amino acids. Gene Ontology annotation, biological process: regulation of transcription by RNA polymerase II. The transcript has 7 exons.
AUGUCCUGCUUGGCUAUCACCUUCGAUGGUCCAAAAACCAAAAAUGGUCGACGCCUAUUCGAAAAUUUCGUCCAAGCGAACAAAUACAGUUUCUGGAACAGGGAACUUGUUCACGCAGCUGAAUCACUGAUCUUCAUGGGAUUCAUGCGACCAUGUACUGUAUUCGUUUCUGCACCGAUCACACAUCUUCACGCGUUACGAACCGCUUGGGCUCGUCGAGUGUUGAAACCAGCCGAUGGUUAUCGUAUCACUUCACUUGGUGAGAUGGGUGCGAUACAGACAGUUGAGCAGAUGCAUUUCGUGCCACUUGCCGAUGUACUUUGCGACGCGAUCGUAAGUCUAAACCGUACCGGUAAGGCGACAACAAUCGCUGCUGUUCGACAAUAUGUGAUACGAAAUUGUCCGUAUGUGGCUCCACCGACAGUUGAAAUGGUGAAAUUGACUGUGUCAAAUCUUACCGCAACAGGGCUCGUCUAUAAAAUGGGUGACCAUCUGUUCGUUUCCGUUCCAGCACAAUCUCCAUCUCAAACGAAGGUAGCCGUAGAGUGCCAGACUGGGAUGUCAAUCAUCCAGCCAGAACCGGAGAAGAAGGAACGUUUCGGUUUCAUCGCUCGUAUUUUCUCGAGAAAACCACAACAACCUUGCUCACCACAACCCGUACAGUUCUCUGCAAAGAUGGCCGUCGACGCAUGGAAUCGUAAGCCUGCGGCACAAAUUACAUCCAGAUAUCCGAAUACACGGGUAAAACAUGUCGAAGACCGUGAACAUCGACGCAUCGUUGCUGAAGAGCGCGAGCCCCGGAGGCAUCUUAAAUGCGAGCGAAUCCAAAUCAGCUCUUCUUCGGAGUGUCUCAACUACGGUCCCAUUGAUCCUCCAGAGUGUUUGCCGGGAAAAGUUGAAGUGAUUGAACACAUACGAACUCGACGUAGGCGCCGUACCAAGCGCAAAGAAAUCCGAACUUCCACUCCUGUUGAAGGUUCAGAUUCGGCCUAUUCUCCAUCUCCCGUCACAGAUUCCAAUGAAGAGCCAGGGAGUCUAAGUGAACCUGAACAAAUAAAAGAAAACCACACAUAUAUGAAUGUGGCAGCGCACAACUCGACACAAUUUGAGGAGAUUCCGACAAUUGUGUGUCCUUCCGGAUAUCCUCAGUUCCCUAACCAUCUCUAG